Messenger RNA from Monascus purpureus, 699 nucleotides. NCBI's taxonomy places the organism in Eukaryota, Fungi, Ascomycota, Eurotiomycetes, Eurotiales, Aspergillaceae. The record is from the annotation of a GenBank genome assembly.
AUGGCACCCAAAGUCCUCGUCGUCCUCACUUCUCAGGAUAAAAUCCCCGGCAGCAAUGAACCCACCGGAUGGUAUCUGUCGGAAUUCGCCCAUCCAUGGCAUGUCCUGAAAGACAAGGCAGAGCUGGUGAUAGCCUCUCCCAAAGGAGGCGAGGCGCCUCUCGACCCGGGCUCGAUGGAAGCCGUUAAGAACGACGCGAUCUCCUCAGCUUUUGCGAAAGAGCAGAAGGGUCUCUGGAGCAAUACGAAGAAGCUGGCUGAUUUGAAUCCGAAUGAUUAUGAUGCUAUUUUCUAUGUUGGAGGUCAUGGACCCAUGUUCGACCUUGCAACAGAUAAGACCUCCCUCGAAUUCAUCCGCGCCUUCGUCUCAGCCAAAAAACCCGUCUCCGCCGUCUGCCACGGCCCGGCGGCCCUCGUCAAUGCCAUCGACGCCACGGGCCAGCCUUUACUGAAAGGCGCCACGGUGACAGGCUUCUCGAACGUCGAAGAGGGCCAGCUGGGCAAGGCCGCUCUCAUGCCCUUCGAGCUGGAGACAGAGUUGAAUAAGGCGUCUGGUGGGCGCUAUGUCAAGGCUGAGCAACCGUGGGGGGAGAAGGUGGUUGUGUCCAAGGCGGCUGUUACGGGGGCGUUGGUUAUUACGGGGCAGAAUCCUGCUUCGGCGACGGGGGUUGGGAGGGAGAUUUUGAAGGCUUUGGUUUAG